ACUUCCUUAUUAUUAUUAUUAUUAUUUUUUAUUUUUUUUACUUUAAUCACUGUCAAUCACCAUGGUAAUUACUGUUGGAAAACUAACCUCUUCUACAGUAGAUUAAGAUUAAAGAUCAAGACAAUUAAAAAAACAACCUGAAAAAAUAUCUAAAGAACAAUUAACUAAUUUUUAAACAGGACUCAUCUCAAGGAAAUCACCACCUCACCCUGCGGUCUUCCUGCUUUACAGUGGGAUGGACUCGGGACGUGAACUUUAAAAUAAGGGAGCUUCACUAACCUCAUACAUUUGUUGGCUCAGCCUUCAGUCCUUCAUGGGCACCAUACAGGCCAGGGGUGCAGCAUGUACUGUUGCUGCUCCUGCGGCAGCAUCAUGCAGUGCACACACAGGCAUCGAGCUCUCGAUGCAUCACUGUGCAGGGAUCGGAUCGGCGCUGGGCUGGGCUGGCUCUGCCUCUUAUCAGGAGCUUUGAAAGUCCAGCUGCUGAUCCCUCAAGCGCAGAGCAUUACUAUGAAAAGAUGAACUCUUGUCAGCUGCCCAGUUUGUUUUCCGUCCUACUUUAAUUUAGAUCAUAAGUUGAAUCGGAAUGAAACGUACACCUCAUGAUUUUAUGACAUGAGUGAUUAUUUGCCUGCUUUUUGAUAUCAAAAUAAGGCUUUUAAAAAUGUUCAACUUUACUUUUUGGCACACUGGAAUUUUUCAUUUUUGGGGUGUAUCUUUCCACCCUUUUUUCGACUAAAUAUUUGUGUAAAUAUUUGUGUAAGUAUUCUGUAGAAUCAGUAUUCUACAGAAUACUGAUUUUUUUUUUUUCCCCCAGUUAUCUUAAUACUAGUGGGCAGUAAUAAUAAUAGUAAUCGUGUUACCGUUCAUAUCAGUUUCUCCAUGAGAGGAACUGAGCUUAUUUUUGCAUCUUUUUCUGUUUCCAAACAUCGAUCCACAGUUCAUGAAGACGUCCGUCUGGUCAGAGGAGCGGGCAGGUCUUUACCUCGGUGCUCUGUUACCUGGCCGCAGCAGACGUUUGCGUAUUUUGAACUGUGUUUGACCUCAUGUCCCCUAUAAAGCCAGUGACUUAUUGUCGCUGCUCUCAUCUGACGAGUCUUCAUCACUAGACGACACUUUUCAGAGCCCAGAUAAACUCGCUCCCGUGGCUGUCUCUGCGUGACGCGGGGCUCGCGGAGAAUGAAGCGAACGAGCGGCUCCGAAUGGUGCGGCAGACGAGGACGAGGUGUCCUGUCCUCUGCUGAGUGUCACCCUGUCACUAAUUCCUGUGUGUGUCUCUCUCCUCCUCGUGGGUUUAUUCCCUCCACGCUGACAGAAAAAGCAGCCUCUGCAUUCUGCUGACAUAGGUAAGUGUUUUUUUUACACACGGCGCCACUUCCUGUGCUGAGAGUUGAAGCUGGAGGUCUUGAGUCUCUGUGCUUCACGUCAUGAAUGGUGGGUGACUCGUUCACCAGGCAGCGACCCUCCCAGUGACCUGGGGACCUUUUUGGUGCCCUCACACAGAUUUAACCCACUGUUUGUUUCCUGUCUGUUGCUACGGGUGACCAGUUUAGAUUGUAAAAAGGUUCUGAGCACUGACAUUGCAACACGUUCUCCUGUGAUGCUGCAGCAUCACAUUUGUUGGAUGUUUUAAUUUUUAAACAUUGCCAAGUAGGGUGUUUUACACUUCAUACUUCACCAGGUGCUUCGUUUCUGUGGCACAGCGGUGAAUCCUGUGGUGCUGAGCGCAGCGACAGGCCCUGCAUCUGCAGUGUCCUGCAGACCGGUGGGGGAAAUACGUGGGGUUUGGCUAAGCUUCUCCUAUUCCUCCCAGAUAUCAAUAAGAUGCAAAGAUGAUGGUGUUCAGUUAAUCAGGAAAUGAGCUCGCUGGUCAUCGGUUGUUGCAAUUUCUGCAGCAACACAACAGACUCCAUCAGUGUAACCUUUACUGGAUUUUUGGUUGCAGUUUUACGUUUGGCAAAAAAAUCUAAAGCGAUUUUGUCCUUCAGUUAUAUUGAAGUUGUUGUGCUGAUCACUGCUGUAUUUUCUCCAGUGUUCUCCAAAGGCCAUGCUUUCCUUUCUGUCCCCUCUCUGAGCAAAGUGUUGAAGGACAUCACAGACAGCAUCAUCGGUCUUCAGUACGUCUGGGAAUACCGCAGCCCCAGUAAAAUGGUCCAGCCGCAUUACCAGUGCAAGCUGUGUUCCCUGUCCCGUGUGCAGCAUGACAUGGUUGAUCAUGUCAAAGGCUGGAAACACAGCUUCAGAUACAUGAAAAAGAAUCACCCCGAUAAGGUUAUCUGGGAAGAGGAAGAUGGUGUCAAGGAUCCUGCAAUCAGAAAGGCAGUUAAAGUUUCUGCUGCAGAGGUGGAAAAAGCGGAGGGGAGGGGGCAAAUCAGGGUGAUUCUGAAGGAGCCCUAUCUAGUGCUUGCAUUUAAAGGACUCCGUUCUGCUGUUCCCAGACCGAUUAUUCCACGAAAUAACGAGAUGAGACCAAUGGGUCCUCCAUUUGGCCCUAGGUUCCAUGACACGAGGUUUCCAGGAGAGUUUGACCUUCAUGGAGGAUCUCACCCUGGUUUUUCAUGUGGGGAUUACGAGGAACCCGCCUAUGGAGGCUACAUGUCAGGACCAGCUUUCCCUGACAGCAGCAUGGCUCCAGCUCCGUACGCAAACAGUAUCGGUCCUGGACAAGAUGGAUAUAGAAGAAGUGAACCGAUGGUUGAAAGCUCAAACACAGCAUAUACCAAUGAGUACCAGGAAAACUCAGUGGACAGACCGAUAAGCAAGCCAGUGGACCGACCCGGAUUAUUGGGAGCCGCUCCACAGGGUAGCAACAUGCCUGCGGUGCUGAAACACUUGGAAUCUUUCCAAAUAGAGAAUGAGAACGAUGCACAGCUUGUUUUGAAAGUGACACAAAGGCUAACAGAUGUGCUGAUGGAGUACAGGCUGAGGACCAUUCCUGCGGCAUCGACUUUUUGCAACCCGUCCUUGAACUUUUCUAACACUCCGCCAAGGUUGCAAAACGACCGAUAUUCAAGUAACCACUCUGGUUCAUCCAGAUAUCCUGACCCUCCGCAGAAAUACUUCAACUGAUGGCGCCUCACUCCUCUUCUCCGUCUCUCACCGAUGCACAAGUCCAGCUUUUUUCCCCCCGUGUAUAUUAAUUUUGGCUAGCUUAUUUUUUCCUCUGUUCUUCUUUUCACUUCCGCAGAGCAAGGAAAGUUUUACAAAACAGAAUGUUUAAGUUGAUUUAUAUCACCAUUGUGUUUUUUCAGAUGUAAUAAAGAACUUGAUGUAACUGCAAUA
Poecilia reticulata (guppy) is the source of this 3282-nucleotide messenger RNA. RefSeq lists its product as uncharacterized. Lineage: Eukaryota; Metazoa; Chordata; Actinopteri; Cyprinodontiformes; Poeciliidae. Gene Ontology annotation, cellular component: precatalytic spliceosome. Gene Ontology annotation, molecular function: single-stranded RNA binding; double-stranded RNA binding. The record is from RefSeq and is a predicted model, not a curated record.